UUUUGUAGUAGAUGGAAACCGGCCCGAUUUAAAGUCUUUGUAAAAGGAUGGGACUUUUUCUUAUUUGGUGGUAGGAUGGAGAAGAGAUUAAUCAAAUCAGAGGCAAAUGUGUAAAUUAAACCGCUAAUGACAAGGAUAAUACAAGAAGCAAGAAUGCAAUGAAGCGGACUCGAGAGCUGGGUCCAGAUUAAUUUCACUGUAUACAAUAAGUGAAAGUCCAGUUUAAACAAUUGUGUUAAUGGGUGCUGGACAAACAAAGCCCACGAAGUAUGCUUCGGGUGUGGCUGUAACGGCCGGAGGGGUUCCGAUCGACCUAGAAACAGUCCCCGUACGAAUUGACAAUGUCCACAUUCAGGGACUCGGACGAACGAAAGAUGACUACGUUACCCAAGCAAUCAGCGAACUCUUUAAAGCAUGUACCUUCAACGAGAUGGUAUUCAAAGCGAGCGAAGUUCAAAGAAGGUUAGAGAAGUUGGGUUGUUUUCGAAACGUAGGUAUUGUAAUUGACACGAGUAAGGGUGAAAAUGCGAGUCAGGAUGGAUAUGAGAUCAUUUACACAGUCCAAGAAAUUGGGCGAUUUGUGGGUGGAGUCAACACAAUGAUUGGGGCGAACGAAGGCUCCGUGAUAUUCGGCUGUCGUCUCCCUAAUUUGGCAGGACGUGGAGAAAGAAUUAACAUUGAACAUACCAUCGGGUCAAAUUCCAAUAAGAGUACAAUGCUCAGCUACAUGAAACCUUUGGGUGGUCUAUGGAAUUCUGACUUCACAGCGACAGCGUAUCACCACAAAAUUCCAGCGUACUGGUCCGGUUUUACCACUUUCAACACGGGGGCUCUGCUGGACCUGUCAUUCGAGUCAGCACAACGAGUGAGACAUAAUAUGCAGUAUGAGGGAACUUGGAGGCAAUUGGAGGCGUCGGGACGAACGACUUCAUUCGCAGUUAGGGAACAAAGUGGUCAUAGUUUUAAAUCAGCGAUAAGACACGUGAUGACCGUAGAUCACAGAGAUCAUCCAAUAUUCCCAUCGACGGGCGUGCUACUUAAAUUAGUCCAAGAAUAUGCGGGGUUGGGCGGAGACGUUGCGUUUGUGAAACACGACUCUGAGCUACAAGUCAAUAUUCCACUGCCUUUUGAACUGGUGCUGCAAGGAGGUGCCAGAUUUGGUGUUCUUAGACCUCUCGAUGCCCGAGUGCAAACCCAGAACGUUAGUGAUUUAUUUUUCCUUGGAGGUCCUCAAACUAUUCGAGGCUUUGAAAUGAAAAGUCUUGGAUCCAGAAGUGGCAAUGAUGCGCUUGGUGGAAAGGCGUAUUGGGCUUCCGCAUUGCAUUUAUAUUCUCCUUUACCAUUCAACCUAGGAAGGGGUGGAUUUGGUGACUUUUUCAGAGUUCAUGGUUUCAUCAAUGCUGGAAAUAUUAGUGAUUCAUCUUUCAACACGGAAGACUUUGCUCAAAGUUUUCAAGCAUUGUUGAGUAAUUUCCGGGCCUCUUACGGAAUUGGACUAGCAAUGAGACUUGGUCAAGUGGCAAGAAUAGAGCUUAACUAUUGUUGGCCAUUUAGAUACUCCAAGGGAGACAGGUUAGCCAGAGGGGUACAACUUGGUUUAGGACUCGAAUUCUUAUAGCGCUUUUAUCAUCGUCAACCCAGUCAUUUAACAGAUAAACUUAUCUACAUAUAAAUAUAUAUCUACAUAUUAUAGCCCUUGUUGAACCCAUAUAGAACACAUUUUAAAAUUCUACCAUUUGAAAUGGAAACUACAGCAAAACCCGCAUCAUCUUACGACAACCUGUUCCUUAUCCAUUAUCAUCAAUAAACCCGUCACUUUCUUCAGGGCAGCCAAAAGAAGUCAAUUUAUACAAAAUAAGUGUACACAUGUCAGUUCGAUGUGCGGAACGAAUGUAGUUUUUUAGUGUAGAGAGAAAAAGACAUUCAAAUAAAAAUACCCACAUAUGUCAAGAGAGACAAUGCGGAUAACUUGACAUGAAAUGUUGGAAGAAUCUUUAAAAGGA
Messenger RNA from Folsomia candida, 2003 nucleotides. Its product is annotated as sorting and assembly machinery component 50 homolog B. Bases 239 to 1618 code for a protein of 459 amino acids. Gene Ontology annotation, cellular component: SAM complex; outer membrane. The transcript has 10 exons. Lineage: Eukaryota; Metazoa; Arthropoda; Collembola; Entomobryomorpha; Isotomidae. Gene Ontology annotation, biological process: protein insertion into mitochondrial outer membrane; mitochondrial respiratory chain complex assembly. The record is from RefSeq and is a predicted model, not a curated record.